AUCAAUGAGAAAUAGUGCUUCACCCACCUAAACAGGGAAAGGACUAUAAACCAAGCAUUGCAUUUGCAUUGGAGAAAAAAACACAAGAAAGGCAACUAAAUAUUUAAUCCCUCCCCAACAGUAAUUUCAAUAAACCUCGUCUACUUCCCAUGGGAGGGAUUUUCCCAUAAACCAAAAGGCCCUGAAGCCAAAGCCAAAGCCAAAGCCAAAGCCUCGCUCUCUCUCAUGUCAUGUCAUGCAAGUAGCACCUAAGCUUUUAACACCUCUCACUCCCCUUCACCCCCACGACAUUUGUUUCUCUCCGCCAGCUCAUUUACAUCCCCAAAAAACACACACCUCCAACACCGACCCCCCUCUAUCUCUCUUCUCUCCCGACGUAUUCUCCACCAGAUCUCCGGGAGUGACCCCCAUAAAGAUGCUUGCUUUUUCAACCCUCUCUCCGGUUUAGACCUCUUAUAAAGUCUCCUCAGGCAACCACCAUCUCUUUUCAACUUUACCCAUAUUCUUCUUUUUUUCUUGUUGAUUCGAUUUUUCUCUUCCUUGAGGUUUCUGUUUUUUCUUUCUUUUAGAAAACCUAGUAAGGCAUAGAGAGGGAGUGUGUGUGUGUGUGUGUGUGUGAGUUUUUUUUUUUCUGUGUCUGUGAGCGUCUGGGGGGUUUUGUUAGACAGAAAAUGGAGAAUGGGGUAGACAGAGAAAGUGGGUCGAUGAUAUUUAGCGAAGACGAGUUGAGGGAGGUAAGUGGAUUGAAGAAAGGAGGAGAUUUUAUAGAAGUGACAUGUGGGUGUACCAGCCAUAGAUAUGGUGAUGCUGUUGGCAAGCUUAGGGUUUUCUCCAAUGGUGACCUUGAAAUCACUUGUGAAUGCACCCCUGGUUGCAAUGAAGACAAGUUGACUCCCGCUGCGUUUGAGAAGCAUUCUGGAAGAGAGACAGCUAGAAAGUGGAAAAAUAAUGUUUGGGUGAUGGUUAAUGGGGAGAAGGUUUCAUUAUCAAAGACUGCAUUGCUGAAAUACUACAACCAAGCAUCUAAAAAUGCCAAUGGUACUCACAGAUCCCAUAAUGGAAGAGUUUGCCAUCGUGAUGAGUUUGUUUGCUGUAGCAGCUGUAACAAGGAGAGAAGAUUUCGAUUGCGGACAAAAGAGGAAUGUCGGAUUCACCAUGAUGCUUUAGCAGAUGUAAACUGGAAAUGUUCUGAUCUUCCUUAUGACAGAAUAACAUGUGAUGAUGAUGAAGAGCGAGCAAGUCGUAGGGUGUACAGGGGCUGCACCCGUUCUCCAACAUGCAAGGGUUGUACUUCCUGUGUGUGCUUUGGGUGUGAAAUAUGUCGGUUCUCUGACUGCAGUUGCCAAACUUGCAUCGACUUCACUAGAAACGCCAAAGCUUGACUCUCUUCAGUGCUUUCCUUUUAGGGUUGGUUCUUUAUUUGUUGCUUUAGUUGAGCCCAUCCCCACGGAAGAAGCCUUCAAAGACAUUAUCUUUCAUGUUACUCUUUAAAUUUUCAGUCCCUGAGUUCAUCAUAAAUGGAGCUCAUUGACUGGUUUAAAAACUUCAAAUUAAUUAAAUUUGAUCUCCACGUUGAUGUUUGGGUCCUUAUAACUAUUUAAAU
This is a messenger RNA of Durio zibethinus, 1603 nucleotides long. Its product is annotated as protein ULTRAPETALA 1-like. Lineage: Eukaryota; Viridiplantae; Streptophyta; Magnoliopsida; Malvales; Malvaceae. Gene Ontology annotation, molecular function: DNA binding. Gene Ontology annotation, cellular component: cytosol; nucleus. The record is from RefSeq and is a predicted model, not a curated record.